CUCAACCAAGGACUUGGCACUGUCCCCCUGCAGACAGGCACCCUCACGGAGGACGGCUUGGACGUAAUGGGGGUAGUGCCCCUGACGGGGCAGGUGUUGCUACCACUGGUCCCAGAGCCCCGCCACCUGCCCGUGGGGCCCCUUCUCCGAGCACUGGCCACCUGUCAUGCCCUCAGCCAGCUACAUGACACCCCGGUGGGCGACCCCAUGGAUCUCAAGAUGGUGGAGUCUACGGGCUGGGUGCUGGAGGAGGGCCCAGCUGCAGACUCAGCACCCGGGACCCAGGUCUUGGCAGUAAUGAGACCCCCACCCAGGGUGGCCCAGCAGCAGGGAACGGCGGAGCCACUGGAGCCAGUCAGUGUCCUCUGCCGAUUCCCCUUCUCCUCUGCCCUGCAGCGGAUGGACGUAGUGGUGGCAUGGCCAGGGGCCACCCAGCCUGAGGCCUACGUCAAAGGCUCCCCAGAGCUUGUGGCCAGCCUCUGCAGCCCUGAGACAGUGCCCAGCGACUUUACCCAGGUGCUGCAGAGCUACACAGCUGCUGGCUACCGAGUUGUGGCCCUGGCUGGCAAGCCACUGGCCAUUGCACCCAGCCUCGAGGCCGCUCGGCAGCUGACAAGGGACACCGUGGAGCAGGAGCUGAGCCUCCUGGGGCUGCUGGUCAUGCGGAACCUGCUGAAGCCGCAGACGACCAAAGUUAUACAGACCCUGAGGAGGACGGGCAUCCGUACCAUUAUGGUGACAGGGGACAACCUGCAGACAGCAGUCACCGUGGCCAGAGGCUGUGGUAUGGUGGGCACCCAGGAGCACCUGGUUCUCGUCCACGCUACGCACCCUGAGCACGGCCAGCCCGCCUCCCUUGAGUUCCUGCCACCCGAGCCCUGUGCGGUCUGGAACGGGGCCCAGGAUCCCAUCAAGGCCACAGGCUAUUCCGUGGAGAUGGAACCCCAGCCCCGUCACCUGGCCCUCAGCGGGCCCACUUUUGCUGUCCUUCAGAAACACUUUCCCAAGCUGCUGCCCAAGGUCCUGGUGCAGGCCACCAUCUUUGCUCGCAUGGCCCCGGAGCAGAAGACAGAGCUGGUGUGUGAACUGCAGAAGCUUCAGUACUGUGUGGGCAUGUGCGGAGAUGGCGCCAACGACUGUGGGGCCCUGAAGGCAGCUGAUGUGGGCAUCUCGCUGUCCCAAGCAGAGGCUUCGGUGGUCUCACCCUUCACCUCCAGCAUGGCCAGUAUAGAGUGUGUGCCCACUGUCAUCAGGGAAGGCCGCUGUUCUCUGGACACCUCGUUCAGCGUCUUUAAGUACAUGGCCCUCUACAGCCUGACCCAGUUCAUCUCGGUCCUGAUUCUCUACACAAUCAACACCAACCUGGGAGACCUACAGUUCUUAGCCAUCGACCUGGUCAUCACCACCACAGUGGCAGUGCUCAUGAGCCGCACGGGCCCUGCGAGGACGUUGGUGCGAGCCCGGCCACCAGGAGCCCUACUGAGUGUGCCUGUACUUGGCAGUUUGCUGCUGCAGGUGGCCUUGGUGGCCGGCAUCCAGCUUGGGGGCUACUUUUUGGUCAUAGCCCAGCCCUGGUUUGUGCCUCUGAACAGAACUGUGCCCGCACCCGACAACCUGCCCAACUAUGAGAACACAGUGGUCUUCUCCCUGUCUGGCUUCCAGUACCUCAUCCUGGCCGCAGCCGUGUCCAAGGGGGCACCCUUCCGCCAGCCGCUCUACACCAACGUGCCCUUCCUGGUGGCCCUGGCGCUCUUGGGCUCUGUCCUGGUGGGCCUCAUCCUGGUCCCCGGCCUCCUGCAGGGGCCUCUAGGACUGAGGAACAUUGCAGACAGCUCCUUCAAGUUGCUGCUGCUGGGUCUGGUCGCCUUCAACUUCGUGGGAGCUUUCAUGCUGGAGAGUGUGCUGGACCAGUGUCUCCCAGCCUGCCUGCAGCGGUUCCGGCCUAAACGGGCCUCCAAGAAGCAGUUCAAGCGGCUGGAACGGGAGCUGGCUGAACAACCCUGGCCCACUCUGCCCAUCAACUCCGUGAGGUAGCGUAGGCCUACAGGGCAUGCUGGACACUGGAUCCCCCUGCCCCUGAGCCGUAACUGGACCCAUCUCUAGAGACAGUACCCAUCAACGCCUCCCACAGCCCUGAGUUUGGCAGUUGUCACGCUCCUGCCCGGACACACCUGCCUGGGGAAGUGCUGACUGUUGCCCCCACUUCAGACCAUCCUGUGUAGACAUAGCAGCUACUGACUUAGGCAGAGCUGCUGUCAGCGUAGCAAAUAAAGUGGUGAUUUUCCUGCCCUG
This is a messenger RNA of Psammomys obesus (fat sand rat), 2292 nucleotides long. RefSeq names its product ATPase cation transporting 13A2 (gene Atp13a2). Lineage: Eukaryota; Metazoa; Chordata; Mammalia; Rodentia; Muridae. Gene Ontology annotation, molecular function: ATP hydrolysis activity; P-type transmembrane transporter activity; ATP binding. Gene Ontology annotation, biological process: autophagosome-lysosome fusion; intracellular calcium ion homeostasis; regulation of mitochondrion organization. Gene Ontology annotation, cellular component: membrane. The transcript is spliced from 14 exons. The annotation marks the transcript as partial. The record is from RefSeq and is a predicted model, not a curated record.